Molecule: messenger RNA, 7893 nt
Organism: Xyrauchen texanus (razorback sucker)
Lineage: Eukaryota; Metazoa; Chordata; Actinopteri; Cypriniformes; Catostomidae
Product: chromodomain-helicase-DNA-binding protein 3-like
Exons: 40
Coding region: 47-6268 (2073 amino acids)
Biological process (GO): negative regulation of transcription by RNA polymerase II; chromatin remodeling
Cellular component (GO): nucleus; chromatin; NuRD complex
Molecular function (GO): chromatin binding; ATP hydrolysis activity; ATP-dependent chromatin remodeler activity
Source: RefSeq, a predicted model, not a curated record
AAUACACUUUUAGAUCUCGCGGAAAGGGGUCGGUGACGGGAAUAUUAUGUCCUCUCUUCUCCGUUCUUGUGAGGAGGAUGAGGGCACGGCGGUUAAUUCCGAGGGAGGAGAUUUUGAUGAAGAAGACGACGGAGACCUGGACGAGAACGCAAGCGACAUAAACUCGCCGGCGGCGCCUAGAGAAACUGCAGCAAGAGCCGCGCCAGAUGACGGAGACGAUGUCGGCGAGACGUCGGACAGAGAGAGCCUGGGGAAAAAGAAACGAGGCCCCAAAAAAAAGAAAGAGACAAAGAAAAAAGACAAGAACAAGGAGGGGAAGAUGCCCAAAGCGCGCAAGCGCAAAAAAAUGGACAGUGACGUAGAAAGAGACUCAGAUGCAGACUAUGGCGUGAACUCUGACAGUGCUGCCAGUGAUUAUGGAGUUGAGAAGAAAAAGAAGAAAAAACACAAGGACAAAAAAGAGAAGAAAACCAAGAAAAAAAAGAAAGAUGAUGAAGACAGCACACACGAGGAGACCACAAAGCCAGUAGAGUUGAAGACGUCAGCACAACUGGCUAAAGACUGGGGUUUAGAGGAUGUUGAUCACACCUUCACAGAGGAGGAUUACCGUACACUAACCAACUACAAAGCCUUCAGCCAGUUCAUGAGACCCAUGAUUGCUAAGAAGAACCCUAAAAUCCCCAUGUCUAAGAUGAUGACCAUUCUUGGGGCCAAAUGGCGGGAAUUCUGUUCCAAUAAUCCGUUCAAAGGUUCGGCAGCAGCCAUUGCUGCUGCUGCUGUUGCCGCUGCAGCAGCCGUUGCCGAGCAGGUCUCAGCAGCAACAGCCUCCCCUGAACCUCCUCCUCAGCUACCACCACUUCGCAAGGCCAAAACCAAAGAGGGGAAAGGCCCUGGCUACAAGAAACGCAGUAAGAGUCCUCGUGUCUCAGACAAGAAGAAGCCGAAACCCAAGAAAAUGGCUCCAAUUCGCAUCAAACUGGGAGCACUGGGCAACAAGAGAAAGAAGAGCAGCUCGAGUGACGAGGCAGAAGAAGAUGACUCUGAGCAGGAGAAUUCAAGCGUUCACAGUUCCUCAGUGCGUUCUGACAGCUCAGGACGUGUCAAGAAGAACAAGAGGGGUCGCCCGGCAAAGAAAAAGAAAAAGGUGCUGGCCGACGAAGACGGUGAUGGCUAUGAAACAGACCAUCAGGACUACUGUGAGGUGUGUCAGCAGGGAGGGGAGAUCAUUCUGUGUGAUACAUGUCCUCGAGCGUACCACCUGGUGUGCCUGGAGCCUGAGCUGGAGAAAGCCCCUGAGGGCAAGUGGAGCUGCCCUCACUGUGAGAAGGAAGGGAUCCAAUGGGAAGCAAAGGAAGAAGACUUUGAGGACUUCGAAGAGGAGUGUGAUGAUGUCCGGGAUGUGGAGGUGGGGCUGUGUGGAGAGGAAGAGGAGGAUGAUCACAUGGAGUUUUGUCGCGUGUGUAAAGAUGGAGGAGAGCUGCUGUGCUGCGACUCCUGCCCGUCAUCCUAUCACAUUCACUGCCUAAACCCCCCACUGCCUGAGAUACCCAACGGAGAGUGGCUGUGUCCACGCUGCACUUGUCCACCAAUCAAAGGGCGAGUGCAGAAGAUUCUACACUGGCAAUGGGGUGAACCCCCACCGCCUGUACCUGUCCCUCCACCCCCAGAUGCACCCCCUGAUGCCCUACCCCUUCCACCCAUGAAGGGCCGUCCAGAGAGAGAGUUCUUUGUGAAACUGGCAGGACAGUCUUACUGGCACUGUACCUGGAUUACAGAACUACAGCUGGAGAUUUUCCACUCUGUGAUGUUCCGGAACUAUCAGAGGAAAACAGACAUGGAUGAGCCGCCCAGUCUGGACUACGGCUCUGGGGGAGAGGAGGAUACAGGGAAGAGUGAGAAGCGGAGGGCCAAAGACCCUCAAUAUGCCAUCCUGGAGGAGAAGUACUAUCGCUAUGGCAUCAAGCCAGAGUGGAUGAUGUUGCACAGGAUAAUCAACCACAGCUUGGAUAAAAAGGGGAACUACCACUACCUGGUUAAAUGGAGAGAUCUGACCUAUGACCAGUGUACUUGGGAGAGAGACGAUCUGAACAUCCCUGAGUUUGCAGGGCACAAAGCUGCCUACUGGAGACACAGGGAGGAAGUGAUGAAGGAAGACCCAGAGAAGCCUAGGAAGAUGAGGAAGAGAGAGGAGAAUGAUGAAGCUCCAGGCACCCCUGUUAAUGAUCCCACAAUCAAAUAUGAAGAGCAGCCUGACUUUGUGACAGAGACUGGAGGGACGCUGCACCUCUACCAGCUUGAAGGGUUGAACUGGCUGCGCUUCUCCUGGGCUCAGGGCACUGACACCAUCCUGGCUGAUGAAAUGGGGUUGGGCAAGACCAUCCAGACUAUCGUCUUUCUCUACUCACUGUUUAAAGAGGGUCACACUAAAGGCCCGUUCCUGGUAAGUGCACCACUCUCCACAAUCAUUAACUGGGAGAGAGAGUUUGAAAUGUGGGCCCCCAACUUCUAUGUGGUCACUUACACCGGAGACAAGGACAGCCGCGCCAUCAUCCGUGAGAAUGAGUUCUCCUUCGAAGACACAGCGGUGAAGGGAGGAAAGAAGGCCUUCAAAUUACGGAGAGAAGCUCCCACGAAAUUCCAUGUUUUGCUGACAUCCUAUGAGCUGGUGACCAUAGACCAGAACGUUCUCAAAUUCAUCGACUGGGCCUGUCUGGUGGUGGAUGAAGCCCACCGCCUCAAAAACAACCAGUCCAAGUUUUUCAGGAGACUGAAUGAUUACAAGAUUGACCAUAAGCUGCUGCUAACAGGAACUCCACUGCAGAACAACCUGGAGGAACUUUUCCAUCUGCUCAACUUCCUGACACCCAACCGCUUCAAUAAUCUAGAGGGUUUUUUAGAGGAGUUUGCAGACAUCUCCAAAGAGGACCAGAUCAAGAAGCUGCAUGACUUGCUUGGGCCGCACAUGCUCCGGAGACUGAAAGCUGACGUGUUUAAGAACAUGCCGGCCAAAACUGAGCUGAUCGUGCGUGUGGAGCUAAGCCCCAUGCAAAAAAAAUACUACAAGUUAAUUCUCACUCGUAAUUUUGAGGCACUGAACUCUAAGGGAGGAGGAAACCAGGUGUCUUUGCUCAACAUAAUGAUGGACCUGAAAAAGUGCUGCAACCAUCCCUACCUCUUCCCUGUUGCUUCUGCUGAAGCUCCAAAAACUCUGAGUGGAGCUUAUGAAGGUGUAGGUCUCACGAAGGCCUCUGGGAAACUCAUGCUGCUGCAGAAAAUGCUCAGAAAGUUGAAAGAACAAGGCCACAGAGUGCUGGUGUUCUCUCAGAUGACAAAGAUGCUGGAUUUGCUGGAGGAUUUCCUGGAUAAUGAGGGUUAUAAAUAUGAGCGAAUUGAUGGAGGCAUCACUGGAGCUCUCAGACAGGAAGCUAUUGACAGAUUCAAUGCUCCUGGAGCAUGUCAGUUUUGUUUUCUUCUCUCUACACGAGCGGGCGGUCUGGGCAUCAACUUGGCCACUGCAGACACAGUCAUCAUCUUUGACUCUGACUGGAAUCCUCACAACGACAUUCAGGCCUUUAGCCGAGCUCAUCGCAUUGGUCAGGCCAACAAGGUGAUGAUCUAUCGUUUUGUGACUCGGGCCUCUGUUGAGGAACGAAUCACCCAGGUGGCCAAGAGAAAGAUGAUGCUCACACAUCUGGUGGUGCGACCUGGUCUGGGCUCAAAAGCUGGAUCCAUGUCCAAACAAGAGCUGGACGACAUCCUCAAAUUUGGCACUGAGCAGCUUUUCAAGGAUGAGAUUGAAGCAGGGGACAAUAAGGACGAAGACAGCAGCGUAAUUCACUACGACAACGCUGCCAUUGAGCGUCUUCUUGACCGCAGCCAGGAUGCCACGGAUGACUCCGACAUGCAGAACAUGAACGAGUAUCUCAGCUCUUUCAAGGUGGCGCAGUACACCGUCAGAGAAGACGACAAGAUCGAGGAGAUUGAGAGAGAAAUCAUUAAGCAGGAAGAGAACGUGGAUCCUGAUUACUGGGAGAAACUCCUGAGGCAUCACUAUGAGCAGCAGCAGGAAGAUCUGGCCCGCAAUCUCGGCAAAGGAAAGAGAGUCCGCAAGCAGGUCAACUACAAUGAUGCAGCCCAGGAGGACCAAGAGUGGCAUGCUGACAUUUCAGAUAACCAAUCAGAAUACUCCGUGGGCUCAGAGGAGGAAGACGAGGACUUUGAUGAGAGACCUGAGGGUCGCAGACAGUCACGCAGGCAGCUUAGAAAUGAGAAGGAUAAGCCACUGCCCCCCCUAUUGGCCAGAGUGGGUGGCAACAUUGAGGUAUUGGGCUUUAAUACACGCCAGAGGAAGGCCUUCUUGAAUGCUGUGAUGAGGUGGGGGAUGCCCGCUCAGGAUGAUUUCUCGUGCCAGUGGCUGGUGCGAGACCUCCGUGGCAAGAGUGAGAAAGAGUUCAAGGCUUACGUGUCGCUCUUUAUGAGGCAUCUCUGUGAGCCGGUGGCUGACGGCUCUGAGACGUUUGCUGAUGGUGUUCCACGGGAGGGGCUCUGCAGGCAGCCGGUCCUCACGCGUAUAGGGGUCAUGUCUCUGGUCAAGAAGAAGGUGCAAGAGUUUGAGCACAUUAAUGGGAAAUGGAGCAUGCCUGAACUGAAGCCAGAGAUUACUGUGGAUUCCAAGAAAUCUUCAAGAGCCUCUUCACCUGCCAUUAAGACCGACACUCCUACACCUGAACCCAGCUGCAGCAAUACACCCUGCACCUCCAAACCAGCCACUCCAUCUCAACCUGACAAGAUAGAAAAGAGCGAGAAAGAGGGUGAGAAACAUGAGUGCGAGCACCAGACAGAGUCUGAAAAAGGGAAAGAGAAGGAGGAAGCAAAAGAAGGAAAGGAGGGGGAGAGUGCCAAAAGCACAGAGCAUGGAGAGACCUCCACCACAGUGAAAGACAGCGAGAAGGAUUUCUCAACCAAUGGAAAAUCUCAGACAUCUGAAGGUCCCACAACUGCUACUGAUGACUCUAAAAUAAAAGAAAACCCUGACAUUCCUCCAUGCUCUCCCAAAGAAAAGAGUGAGAAAGAGAAACAAGUGGAGGAGAGCUCUGAGAAAGUGUCCUCCCCAGACAAAAUGAAGGAAGAUUCUACGUCUGAUUCCCCAUCCAUUAAGGACGAGAGCAAAGAUGGUGUGAAAGGGGAGAAGGGAGAGAAAAAAGAGAAGGCAGGUGAAGAGAAAAAGAAGACUGAGGUGACAGCUCCCACGGGAACAACAGAAAAGAAAGAGAAAACAGACGGUCAAUCUUCUGAUGUAAAAAAAGAGGAGGUGAAGUGUGAAAAAGAUGCUGGGAAAGAGGUCAGAGGGCCGAGGGAGGAAGUACCCAAAGGCAACAGCAACCCCACAGAGCGUCCACGAUUCAUGUUCAACAUCGCAGAUGGUGGCUUCACAGAGUUACACACUCUUUGGCAGAACGAGGAGCGGGCAGCCAUUUCAUCAGGCAAGAUCAAUGAGAUCUGGCACCGUCGACAUGACUUCUGGCUGUUGGCAGGCAUUGUGUGUCAUGGCUAUGCACGGUGGCAAGACAUUCAGAACGACCCGCAGUAUGCCAUCAUCAACGAACCAUUCAAAACUCAAGCCAACAAGGGAAACUUCUUAGAGAUGAAGAACAAGUUCCUCGCCAGACGGUUUAAGUUGCUGGAGCAGGCCCUGGUGAUAGAGGAGCAGUUGCGUCGGGCUGCGUACCUCAACAUGACGCAGGACCCCACUCACCCGGCCAUGGCCCUGAAUGCUCGUUUCACUGAGGUGGAAUGUCUGGCCGAGUCCCACCAGCAUCUCAGCAAGGAGUCAAUCGCGGGAAACAAACCUGCCAAUGCCGUCUUGCAUAAGGUUCUUAACCAACUGGAGGAGCUUUUGAGUGACAUGAAGGCGGAUGUAACUCGACUCCCAGCCACACUCUCUAGAGUCCCUCCGAUCACAGCCCGUCUGCAGAUGUCGGAGAGAACCAUCCUCAGCAGACUGGCUAACAAAGGCAACGAGACACUCAUGUCACCGUCUAUUCCUCCGGGCCCCUACGCCACGCCACAGAUCUUUGGUUCCCAUUUCACACCUGCAUCUUCAGCGGCUCUCACUCUGGCAGGGGCCAAUUACAGCCAGAUGCCCCUUGGCUCCUUCAUAUCAGUGUUGAACGGGCCCCCCAUGUCAGUAAAGAAAGAGAGAGAUGUGGAGCUUCUGAUGGCACGAAGGGAACAGCGCAGUGGGGAGGUGAUCUGCAUCGAUGACUGAAUUCAGCCCCUCUCAACACACACACACACACACACAUGCUGAGUCAGUCAAAGGACAUCUGCAUGCAAAUGUAAACAACUAUUCCUUCAGAACACGCAUACGGUAGAUGCAGACGUGCACCUGCAACCCUACAGUUUGAUGAAUGAACACAGACUAUCCUCAGUAUCACGGCAGCACUUUCAUGACACCUCGCGUUACAGCUACUUGUUAUUCAGCAGAGCAGUUGGUUUCCACACACACAUACACACACACACACACACACACACACAGAUACUGUAUUUAUCUUCCUCUCAUACUAUCUAUCCCAAACCAGCCUCUCAAUUCAGGUAUCUCUGAGCAGUUCAAUCACACUCACACGUUCAUCCGUUUCGCUAGCGCCUCUUGUCACAGACAUGAAGCUGCAUGUAUUUGGAAAAGCAUUCGCCAAGCUUUAUUUCACCCGCAGUGAUUUGUUUUCUGACAGCAUGCUCUUCACAGUCCAUGGGUUAGUCAAGCAAAAUGCCCAAGCAUUAGCUGUGCCAACUUACUAGCAUAGUAAGUUGUAACUUUUCCAUGUCUCAACUGCACUCCUUAUUUUUUCAGAUUUCUCCUUUUUAUGAGCUCUUUGAUAUAGUUUUCCAUAUUUAAGAUCAGUUUCAUUGUGUUCUCCUGAUUUUAAUCCUUAUGAUUAUUGUUGUUGCUCUUAAUGUUGUCCUUGAUGAUACGAUUGCAAAGCUUCUACCAAAUGAAAAUAAUAAUUUAAAAAACAGUCAAAACAUUGAUACAUUGUAUGUUUGGUCCAUGACAUUUCUCUAAAGCGGACCUCUUGUAAUAAUAUUCAACGAAGAGGUUGGAUGAACUUCGGAAUGCUCGACAUCAUUACUAUCUAAUAAACAUUGCUGAUUAUCUAGAUUUGGGGCUUGCAAACAAAUAACCUUUAUGCAGUGGAUCACAUGUGGAACCGUAAAAUUGAAAACAUGUGAAUACAUAUAUUGAAAUAAGCAGAUGAAAUUUGCUUAUCCUUCUGCAUUUCCGUAAUGUUUCUUUGCGAUCUUUGGCUCCUACAUAUACACAGCCCUGUACUGUAAUCGCCUUAAAUGGUAAUACAACUGUAUAGAGUUAACCUGCAGAUGUGAACUCUUUAUAAGGCUGCAGUUGUACUAUCCUCAGCAAGGCCUCAAUUGAAACAGAACAUGAGUUGCAAUGUUAACUUAUUUGCUCCGGUCUCCAGCAUAGUUCCUCCUUUGUUGAAACUGAAAUAUUGCACAUUUUAUUGCUUGGUAUUAUUUGGGAGAGUUGUGUCAAAUCAAACUAUUUCUUUCUAUUUUUCCUUUCUGUCUUUCAGUAUUUGCAUUUCGUUCGUUUCCUGCUAAGCGUCACUGUUGUUGUGUUCCAGACAGUCAGUGACAAUGUUGUGAUUGACAUUCGGCACACCGAACGGAACAUGUUAAUAAUGCAUCUUUCUCUCUUUGUUUUGUUUGUAAUAAAAUAAAAAUUCAAAUGAGGACUUUUUGUAUUGCUGUGCUUGUUGUCAGGUUAGAAAAUAUGUUAUGUUGGAGAAGUUUCAGUAUUUCACUUUAAAUGGUAUGUCAAUUGUAAGUAUUAAAAAUAUAGUUAACACAAAUAUGAUAAUUCUCUCUUCAGUU